GUACCGCGCAUUUAGCAGCAGGGGGAGGGAGAGAGCAGGAAGAGUGUCGCUGUUGGAAGCAGGAAGUCAAGAGAAAAAUAAGAAACAGGAAGAAGGAGAGAACUAGGGGCCAAUCUGCAAAGGAAUAGAAAGUUUAGGGAAUGCUGGGAAGCGUUUAUUUAGGACAUAUGAGUUACUGAGCGCGGACAGCUUGAGCGACAUGUCUCUGUUUCCAACGCUUUUAUUCUGCGGCUGGCUGAUUUUCACUAAGGGAAGCUCUGUGCUUGACUCCUCUCCUUGUCCCACAAAUUAUUUCCAUUGCAGGUCAAGAUGCUUACCUCUAUCUUCUAGAUGUGAUGGCUUCUUUGAUUGUGAAGACCAAUCUGAUGAGGUUGGCUGUGCCCCGCACUGCAGCUUCACACUGCUGGAAUUUUAUGGGGUAUUCUCUCCUCCAGGGUACCCAGACUCUCCACUAAACCCCCUGCCUACUUCCUGCCGCUGGCUGAUUGACUCUGGAGACAGUCGAGGCCUUUCUCUGCAAUUUUCUUCUCUCCAGCUCUCUGAGUCUGAUGCUCUUGUAGUAUAUGAGUUGGCUGCUGAGGACUCAAGUCGCGUUCUUCGUGCUCUUGACCGGCAAAGCAAUGGAAAAUCAGUCACAGUGGAGUCUGUGGGAGGAAGGGUCAUGGUUAUGUAUCAUUACAGCUCUGAGGUUUUAAGUAACCCCAGUCCUGUUUCCUCUGUCACCCACAGCUCAGAAUUUAAACUUCCAAUUGCUGACAUUCCUGUGUCUUCUAAACCAAUAAACCGUGACAAUGAUUCCCCUUCCUUUGUUUCCCACACUUCUCGCUCUUCUUUACAUAGUAUUUGGUUCCCUCUUUUCCAUCCUCGGGGAUUUAAUGCCACAUAUCGGGUGCAUGGCUAUUGUCUUCCUUGGGACCACCCUUGUGGAUCCAGCCCUGGAAUCUUGUGGGAUGAUGAAGUAGAGGAAGGUGGGAGCUGCUUCACUGAUGCACAGCGCUGUGAUGGUGCCUGGGACUGUGCCAAUGGCCGCGAUGAAAUGAAUUGUUCAGGCUGUGCUCCUGGACACUACCCCUGUGCCAUGACCCGUGCUUGUUACCCCAUUACUGAGAGGUGUAAUUAUCAAACAUCAUGUCAGGAUGGUACUGAUGAAAGGGGAUGCCGCACAUGUCAGCCUGGAGGAUUCCACUGUGACUUGGAACGUUGUAUAUAUGAAGCAUGGGUUUGUGAUGGGCAGGCUGACUGCAGAGAUGGAAGUGAUGAACGAGGAUGCGGAUAUACCCUCCCUCGUAGGGUCAUUGCUGCAGCUGUCAUAGGAAGCCUUAUCUGUGCUACGCUGCUAGUCAUUGCACUUGGUUGUACAUGUCGGCUUUAUACUACCCGAGCACGAGAGUACAGCGUCUUCGCACCUUUGUCCCGAAUGGAUGCAGAGCUCAUCCAGCAACAGGCCCCACCAUCAUAUGGUCAGCUGAUUGCCCAAGGAGCUAUUCCACCUGUGGAUGACUUUCCAACUGAGAGCCCAACUGAUGGCUCUUUCAUAGGGAACUUGCGUAGUCUCCUACAGUUUCUACACCAGACACCACCAGUCCCUGCUGGAGCAGCUAAUGAAUUACCAACUCGCAGACACCAGCCUCGUGCAGUCAGACGUCUUCUUCGACGCUUGCGCCGAUGGGGACUUCUCCCUCCUCGUGCACAGGGACCUCAAGUGGAAGUCUCCCAAAAUCAGACCUUGCCGUCACCAGAAGUAGCAUCAGAGGGUACUGAGCCCUCCACAGCUCCAGCACUUCCAGUCAAAAUGCCUCUAGAUGGUCCAGAUACUUCAUCAGCCCAAACAGAAGCCUCCAUUCUACCUCAGUACUCUGGGAGUGGGAGGAGUCUUAUGGGCAUGAUGCAAGUGGUGCGAGAGAGAAUCUUGUACCCUCUUGGAGCAGAGGAACCAUCGGGUGGGAGGAGAGGGAGGCCAGAGGAAGAAAUAGGAGGAGACCUUCAAAGACAUGAAGAAGAUGAUGAAAUGUUGUUGUUGCCCCUGGCAGAAGGGUGGGACAGUGAGGCAGGGGAUGUUGAGUUAAUUUUAUGUUAACAGAACUUCUCUUAACCCCUAUUGUAAACCCUAUUACAACUUUGCACAAACAUCACUUGAACUAAUUCACCCCUCCUUGUCUGUUAAGUGUCUCCCCUUUGAUUCCCAGUCUUCUUAACUUUUACUCUAGGUUGGCAGAGGGGAUAAAUGUAUAAACAAUAUUGUCUGGGGGUGGCCAGUCCUAAAAUAAUUCAUUAUAGCCAAACUAAACUACAAAAGAAAUGUAUCUUUUGGAAAUACAUUGGGCUUAAGCAGGUAAAUAUUGAUAAGAAAUAUUUUGCAUAUACCUCACUUUAGCUUUAAAUGUCUAAAUUGCAGGCAGGCCAGAGGGGUUUAAACAAAUCACUCCGUUAUCUGAUUGUAUAUCUACUAGAUAUUCAGACAUUUGCCCAUUUACUUUAAGUAGUAUAAAGGCUUAUACCAAUAGAAUUAUGCACCUCAUAAAUUGUUUAUUGGAAUAGCUCGCCAGGGAAAAAUCUGUGUAUACCCCUGAUAAAAGCAUGUAUAGAGUGGAAGCCUCUAGCUAUAGGUGAAUAUGACUCACAGUUCAGCAUUACUUGCAAUCAGUGUCACUUACUAUCUAGCUGGCCAGUGCUAGAGAAAUUUAGGACUAGCAAAUGUUUUGUAAAUAAAUGUGUUUAUGUACUGUAUAUAAAUAUAUGUUAUAUACAGACAAGCAAAUUUCCCAGCAUAUCGCUGAUAAAUUUUAGGGAACACUCAAAGCAGUUCAAUUAGCCUAGGAAAGUGAAAAUAGUAAUCUUAAACUGUCCCUUCCUUAAGAUGAAAGGGAUGUUGCAAUAUAUAGAAACCAAUGAAUUUUAAUCUGCCCACUUAAAAUGUCCUAAUUUAAAUAUUCACCCUUUGAAUGUUUUUAUUAUUUUUUGACACCACUUAUUCCACAAAUUGCACUAUUUUUUAAAAGAAACCGUAAAGGGUUCAUGUUAUUUUUUCAUAUAAUUCAGGUACCUCUAACUACUACUUGCAUUAUGUAAAGUCACGAAUUAAGCUAAACAUAGUUAAAGUGGUAUUUGGUAACAUAACAUAACUUAAAUGUAUCGUCGGUGGAUACUUUGUCAGCACAGUAGUUCAGUCUGCUUUGAUGCUUCUGUCUUGAAUUCGAUACCAUUUUCUGCAAGGUAUUUGUAUGGACUUCUCCCACACUCCAAAAAUGU
This is a messenger RNA of Xenopus laevis (African clawed frog), 3249 nucleotides long. RefSeq names its product LDL receptor related protein 10 L homeolog (gene lrp10.L). Bases 200 to 2077 code for a protein of 625 amino acids. NCBI's taxonomy places the organism in Eukaryota, Metazoa, Chordata, Amphibia, Anura, Pipidae. The record is from RefSeq and is a predicted model, not a curated record. Gene Ontology annotation, biological process: vesicle-mediated transport. Gene Ontology annotation, molecular function: low-density lipoprotein particle receptor activity. The transcript has 5 exons. Gene Ontology annotation, cellular component: plasma membrane; membrane.